Messenger RNA from Limulus polyphemus (Atlantic horseshoe crab), 3739 nucleotides. Its product is annotated as serine/threonine-protein phosphatase 4 regulatory subunit 2-like. Gene Ontology annotation, cellular component: cytoplasm; protein phosphatase 4 complex; nucleus. The record is from RefSeq and is a predicted model, not a curated record. Gene Ontology annotation, molecular function: protein phosphatase regulator activity. Gene Ontology annotation, biological process: protein dephosphorylation. NCBI's taxonomy places the organism in Eukaryota, Metazoa, Arthropoda, Merostomata, Xiphosura, Limulidae. The coding region runs from base 1 to 1299 and encodes 432 amino acids. The transcript has 10 exons.
AUGGAGAAACAUGUGGAAGAUCAGGGUUACAGAAACUUGCUUAAAAUACUUUGCUUCUUUAAUGAAUUUGAAAAGAAAAGACCCCCUGAUAUACCUAUGGCAUUGGAGGAAUUCUUGAGAAGGAUUGCAAAGACGGGUGAUAUUGCGUUUCCAUGGUCAAAGCUUAAACCUCUGCUUCGACGAAAGUUGGAGAAUGUCAUGGAUGAUUUUUAUGAAGCUUACCCUACAGAGGAUCUACCACCACUUCCAAAUGUGGAAGGUUUUCAUUUUGAUACUAUGAGAAAACGGCUGUUAGAUAUCUUGGAUAGCUUUAACAGUGCACCAUUCACUGUUCAGAGAUUGUGUGAAUUAUUGACAAAUCCACAGAAGCAUUAUCAUCGAACAGACAAAUUUAUGAGAGGCCUCGAAAAGAAUAUCUUGGUAGUUAGUACAAUCCAGCCUACACCACAACACUGGCAUCCAGAAGCUAACAACUCUGUUAUGGUGAAUGGGAUUGUGAAUAUAGUAAAUGGAAGGGAUAAUAACAGUAACCUAGUGUUACAUACCAACAGAUCUGCAAGUGUGGAUGAGCCACAGGUGGACAGUUUUACUACUGGUACUGUACUUUCCCCAGUAUCAGUAGGCUUAGGAACAGUGAGCAGUACAAAACGAGGUGAAGAUCGAUUAGCAGGACCUCUGAAUAAAGAAAAGAGUGACACCUCUGAACCUCUUGACUCUACAGAAAAACAUGUUGAUAGCAGCAUGGAUAUUUCUGCAGAUAAAACAGAGGUUUCCUGUACUGAACCUACAUCAUCACCAUUGAGAAACAGUAGUGACACAAUAACAGAGCAUUCUGCUGGUGGAGAAGCUAUUGUUUUUGAAGAUUUACCUCUUGGAAAUAGUGCAGAUAUGGUGAAGGAAAAAACUAUUUCACCACCAGCUGUUGGCACACAGCCCAAUCAGAUGGAACAGGAAGUGACGGAACAUUUGCCUGUCAAAGAUGAACGUGAUGAUGAUGAUGACGUGGUAGAAUCUGAGAUGUCUGAACAAAAUAAUAUAACAGACCUCUGUAAUGAAGAGGUUCAAAAAGUUGGUGAUGAUACUGGAACAUUAUUACAAUCUGAAGAGGAAAACCCUCACCAAGAAAAAGAAAAGAUAUCAAAUAAACAAGAACAAGAAUCAAUGGACAUGGAAGGUGAAGAAACGAAGGUAAGUGAAUCCAAGAAGGAAACAGAAGUUUGUUCUGAAGAAUCUAAGGAUAAGACCCCAUCAGUAGCAUGUAGUACUGUUUCAAAUGAAGAACCAAUGGAACAAGACUAAACAGAUCAUUACAUAUAAGCCUCAGUAUCUAGCUAUAUGGGUCCUGCGAUUUUACUUCAGCAUUAAGUUUUUGCACAUUUUUGUGGUGUAAAUGUUCUUCCAAGCCAUUUCAUGUCAGACAGGUUACAGAAAUUUUCUAGGUAUUUUAACCUCAUUACAUUGGUUCUGUUGUUUAUAUUGACUGAAUUUUUUAAAUCAAUCUAAUUUUUUGAUAAAGAAAAAAAAAAUUGGAAAUGAUUUUCAAACACCAGUGCUCUUAAUACAUAAAGUAGAAAUUGAUAUUUUAGACUAUAAAUAUGAUAAUGAUAUAAGAUUUGAGUACCAGCAAGCUUCCUGAACCUAAAAUAAAAAUAAAACUAUAUAAUUUUAAAGUUGUUUAAUUUUUAUCAAUUGUAAUAACUUGCAAGCAAGAACAAUUCUGGAAAAUAAAGGUAAACUUAUACAUAAGAUGUUACAUUCUGUCAAAUCAUAUGUUUCAUUCAGUGUUAUUUGCAUAUAAAGAAAUUUCCUGUGAGUUGAUUUCUGUACUUCAGCACAGUCAAUAAUGUUAAAUAAUUUUCAACAGAAUCAGCUUUUUUUCUUUUCUUUUUUUUCAAAAUAUGCUUUGGAUACAUUUAAAUGUCUUAGUUACAUUAAAAAAUAACAUUACCAAAGUUAAAAUUAGUUAAGAAUAGAAGAUAAGAAACUUGUUUUAAACUGCAUGUACAAUCUGGUGCAAAAUUGCAUUGAAAUAAAAAGAUUUUCUUUAACCAUCUCAUUGGGGUCAAGUUUUACCUGUAAAUUUUAAACUUGUGUUUUUAAGUGUAUCAAUUAUUCACUAUGGUUCUAUGAGUCAGCUAAGCUUUUCUUUGAUAUGAAUUUUAUUUUUUUAUUGCAAAUAUUACUUGUUCACUGAACUUGCAAGUGUACGUGUUGAGAAGUACUAAUUUCUCCUUGCCAUCAGUAUUGAAGAUUCUUCUCUUGUCUUCCACUAUAAUUUUUUAAGAAGAUUUCAUGAGUUGGAGAGAAAUUGAGAUACAUCAUAUUUUAAUUUAAACUAACAGUAAUUUUGAUUUAAUUUUAUACAUCUAUAUGUGCAUGUCUAAGCUACUGUUAAAAUAUUUCUGCAAUUUUUAUUUACAUGAUUGUUUUAGCAAGUGGCAUCAAAUGUAUUAAUUGAAGAACUUCUGUAUUUAACAAAACUUUCAGUAACAAACUUUCAAAUGAUUCUUACCACCCUAGAGCCUCAACUGAUGUACUUGUCUGGGAGAAUGUUUAUAUCUGUACUUAGAAGUGUAUUUCAGGAGCAUACAUAACUAAUUUACAGUUUGGUCAACAGCAGUUGGGCUUGCAACUGUAAGAGUUGUGGAAGUGUACUUGUCUGGGAGAAUGCUUAUAUCUGUACUUAGAAGUGUAUUUCAGGAGCAUACAUAACUAAUUUACAGUUUGGUCAACAGCAGUUGGGCUUGCAACUGUAAGAGUUGUGGAAAUGUACUUGUCUGGGAGAAUGCUUAUAUCUGUACUUAGAAGUGUAUUUCAGGAGCAUACAUAAUUAAUUUACAGUUUGGUCAACAGCAGUUGGGCUUGCAACUGUAAGAGUUGUGUGAAUGAAAUUAGUCUCUAUUAAAAGUUGGUGUUGGAAUAUGGAAUCCUUUAGAAACAUUUGGUCAUGGCUCAUGGUAAUUAGUAUAAAUAAAUAAUUCAUAUUACAUGAAAAUAGUUUUAGGUGGCAUAAUAUCAAUCCAAAAUAUGUUAUGCAAACAUUGAAGUAAUUUUGAUCUACUUAAUUUUUGUUUUAUUACACACAAAAUUUAAUAUAGGACUGUAUAAAUGGGAAUUUUAGAAAUAUUUAACACCUUUUUUACAACUGUUUGUAUAUUUAAUGAUAAGAUGGUAAAAAUUGAAGUUUUAGAAGUAUUUAGCAAACUUUUGCAACUGUUUCUAAAAUUACUGAAAAACAUAAAUGACAUUUUGAAUUUCACUUUUCAAUCAAAUUGGUACAUUUAGAUAACUUGAGGUGUCAGAAGUUGUGGUCAUUAAAGUUGAUGACAUUCUAGCUACCUUUGUUCCUUGUGAUUCUAUUGAGGUCACACCUGUUCUGCUUAAGGAGGUAUGGCUCUAUUACUGCAUAUUGUGAAUGAAGAUUGACAGCAGUGUCCUUUAAUAGUAGGUCAAGUGAUAUCUCAAGGUUACAGCCUUCCCUGUUUUUGAAUGAGAAUGAAAAGUCAUGUGGGUGGGUAGCAGUAGUUACUAUGAAAUAAACCCAAAAUUAGAAACUUUAGAUUUAAAAAUUGAUGUAACAGAUUUUUGUGUAUUAGUUAGUAGGAAUACACCUCAGAGGAAGAAAGCCAGUAUAAUCAACCUGCAAAUCCAGUGAAAGGUGACCGUCCAGCAUCCAUAACCAAGUAACACACAGUAUUUUGUGUCUUUGAUCAAUAAAUAUAAUUUUCAUUGUGUUUUA